This is a messenger RNA of Hippopotamus amphibius kiboko, 4633 nucleotides long. RefSeq names its product ER degradation enhancing alpha-mannosidase like protein 3 (gene EDEM3). Gene Ontology annotation, molecular function: calcium ion binding; mannosyl-oligosaccharide 1,2-alpha-mannosidase activity. The coding region runs from base 205 to 3006 and encodes 933 amino acids. Gene Ontology annotation, biological process: mannose trimming involved in glycoprotein ERAD pathway; endoplasmic reticulum mannose trimming; carbohydrate metabolic process. NCBI's taxonomy places the organism in Eukaryota, Metazoa, Chordata, Mammalia, Artiodactyla, Hippopotamidae. The record is from RefSeq and is a predicted model, not a curated record. Gene Ontology annotation, cellular component: membrane; endoplasmic reticulum. The transcript has 21 exons.
CAGGCCGCUGAGGGUGGAGGGCGGUGGCAGCUCUGGCGCUGGGGACCGGCUUGGUGGCUUCGGGAAACGGCUCGGCGACGGCGGCCGCUCGCGUUCCUCCGCAUCCCGGCCUCGGCACGGCUCGCAGCCCCUCCGCCACCGGCGUCCGGCAAUGUGUCCCACCGGCCGGGCGUAGCAGCUGCGCGUGCGCGGAACCGCGGGGCCAUGAGCGAAGCCGGCGGCGGCCGGGGCUGUGGGUCCUCGGUCCCCCAGCGAGCGCCAUGGAGCCUGGUGGCGGCGACGGCGGCGCUCUGCCUGCUGUCGGCCACGUCCGUGUGGACGGCGGGGGCCGCACCCAUGAGUAGGGAGGAGAAACAGAAGCUUGGGAAUCAAGUACUGGAAAUGUUUGAUCAUGCUUAUGGUAACUAUAUGGAACAUGCUUACCCAGCUGAUGAACUCAUGCCUUUGACCUGCAGAGGUCGAGUUAGAGGCCAGGAGCCAAGUCGGGGUGAUGUUGAUGAUGCUUUGGGAAAGUUUUCCCUGACACUGAUUGAUUCUUUGGACACUCUUGUGGUAUUAAAUAAAACUAAAGAAUUUGAAGAUGCAGUGAGAAAAGUUUUAAGAGAUGUUAAUUUAGAUAAUGAUGUAGUUGUAUCAGUCUUUGAAACAAACAUCAGAGUUCUUGGGGGUCUUUUAGGUGGACACUCAUUGGCAAUCAUGCUGAAAGAAAAAGGCGAGUACAUGCAGUGGUACAGUGAUGAACUUCUCCAAAUGGCAAAGCAAUUGGGUUACAAACUUUUACCAGCUUUCAAUACUACCAGUGGCCUUCCUUAUCCAAGAAUUAAUUUAAAGUUUGGUGUCAGAAAACCAGAAGCUCGGACAGGAACUGAGACAGAUACCUGUACAGCUUGUGCAGGUACCCUGAUCCUCGAGUUUGCUGCUUUAAGUCGAUUCACAGGAGCAACGAUAUUUGAGGAGUAUGCAAGAAAAGCUCUUGAUUUUCUUUGGGAGAAAAGACAGCGAAGUAGUAAUUUAGUGGGCGUGACUAUAAAUAUUCAUACUGGAGAUUGGGUACGAAAAGAUAGUGGAGUUGGAGCAGGGAUUGAUUCAUAUUAUGAAUAUCUAUUGAAAGCCUAUGUCUUGCUUGGAGAUGACAGCUUUCUGGAAAGAUUUAAUACACACUAUGAUGCCAUAAUGAGGUACAUAAGCCAGCCACCUCUUCUGCUUGAUGUGCACAUCCACAAGCCAAUGCUGAAUGCUCGAACUUGGAUGGAUGCUUUGCUUGCCUUUUUUCCAGGUUUGCAGGUCUUAAAGGGGGAUAUUAGACCUGCUAUUGAAACUCAUGAAAUGUUAUAUCAGGUGAUUAAGAAACACAAUUUUCUACCAGAGGCAUUUACCACAGAUUUCAGGGUGCAUUGGGCUCAACAUCCUUUAAGGCCAGAAUUUGCAGAAAGUACCUACUUCUUGUAUAAAGCUACAGGAGAUCCUUACUACCUUGAAGUAGGGAAAACACUUAUUGAAAAUUUAAAUAAAUAUGCUAGAGUGCCUUGCGGAUUUGCUGCCAUGAAGGAUGUUCGUACUGGAAGUCAUGAGGACAGAAUGGAUUCCUUCUUCUUGGCUGAAAUGUUUAAAUAUCUUUACUUGUUGUUUGCGGAUAAAGAAGACAUUAUUUUUGACAUAGAAGAUUACAUUUUUACAACAGAAGCUCAUCUGUUACCUCUUUGGCUCUCUACUACAAAUCAAAGAAUCUCUAAAAAGAACACAACUUCAGAAUAUACAGAACUGGAUGACAGUAAUUUUGAUUGGACUUGUCCAAACACUCAGAUUCUCUUUCCUAAUGACCCAUUGUAUGCUCAGAGCAUUCGUGAACCUUUGAAAAAUGUGGUGGACAGGAGCUGUCCUAGAGGCAUCAUCAGAGUCAGAGAGGAGAGUUUCAGGAGUGGAGCUAAACCCCCUCUGAGAGCCAGAGAUUUCAUGGCCACUAACCCUGAGCAUUUAGAAAUCUUGAAGAAGAUGGGGGUGAGUUUGAUUCACCUCAAAGAUGGGAGAGUCCAGUUGGUUCAACAUGCAAUCCAAGCUGCUAGUUCAAUUGAUGCUGAAGAUGGGUUGAGGUUUAUGCAGGAGAUGAUUGAAUUGUCAAGUCAGCAACAAAAAGAACAGCAGCUACCUCCUCGAGCUGUACAAAUUGUUUCCCACCCAUUUUUUGGCCGGGUAGUAUUAACUGCUGGUCCAGCUCAGUUUGGACUAGAUCUCUCUAAACAUAAAGAGACCAGAGGAUUUGUUGCAAGCAGUAAACCAUACAAUGGUUGUUCAGAGCUUACUAACCCUGAGGCAGUGAUGGGAAAAAUUGCUUUGAUACAAAGAGGACAGUGCAUGUUUGCAGAAAAGGCACGCAACAUCCAGAAUGCUGGAGCCAUCGGUGGCAUAGUUAUUGAUGACAAUGAGGGGAGUAGCAGUGAUACUGCCCCUCUGUUCCAGAUGGCAGGUGAUGGAAAGGACACAGAUGACAUCAAGAUCCCCAUGCUGUUUUUAUUCAGUAAAGAAGGAAGUAUUAUAUUGGACGCCAUCCGGGAAUAUGAGGAGGUUGAGGUGCUCCUUUCUGACAAAGCAAAAGAUCGAGAUCCUGAGAUGGAAAAUGAAGAACCAUCCUCUGAAAAUGAUUCUCAGAAUCAGAGUGCUGAACAGAUUGCGUCAAGUUCUCAGGAGGUUGAUUUGGUUGAUCAAGAGUCUCCUGAGGGAAGUUCUCUAACCUCUCACCCAGAAUCUUUAUCUCCAGCAGAUACAGACAAUGCUGCAAGCAUUCCUCCUUCUGAACAGAAUUCUAACCCCACGGAAAACCAUGAGACUACAAGUCUAGAUGGUGAAUGUACAGAUUUAGAUAACCAACUUCAAGAACAAUCAGAAACUGAGGAAGAUUCCAAUCCUAAUGUAAGCUGGGGUAAAAAGGUCCAGCCUAUAGACUCCAUAUUAGCAGACUGGAAUGAAGAUAUAGAAGCAUUUGAAAUGAUGGAGAAGGAUGAGCUCUGACUCACUAAAGUCUACCUGGUGGACUGGGGCUUGGAGAAAAGGAGCAGAUGUUCCUUCAAGACUGGGAUUACAGAAGCCUUAUAUACAUUAAUUUGAUUUUCUUUUUGUAGCUCAGCCAUUGUUGUCUAAAUCUAACUUUUCUAAGUUAUCAAAACAACAUAAUUUUAUUUCCAGCAGAGAUCUUAUGGCAUACAAGGAAAAGCCAGCUUACUGCCACUUACCCUUUCUUCGGCCAUUAGGGGGAGUUGUUGCCAUUCUUUGUGGUUUAGAAGCAAAUUGUUGGCUUGUUUAGAAAAAGGAAUCCUUAAAAAAAAAAAGGAAAAAAAGAAUUUAACAAAUUAUACGUAACAUCUAGAAGGAAUUAUAUUUGAAUUUUCCCAAGCUAAGAAAGUAUAAUGUUCAGCUUCAAAACUCCAGCAUUGUCACUGACUCUCCAUUCUUAAUUGACAUACUGCCACGAAGUUGUUUUUGAGUUCAUUAAAAAAUUUCAACAGCAUUAGGCAUUUAAAAGAAUGUUUUGUUUUUUAAAUACCUUUUAUAGCAUUUUAUUUACUUUCUAAAAAUUCAGGGGAUUCUGUGUGACCCUGAAUUUUAGAAACAUCUGGUCUACCUCAGUUAGAUAUUGACUGCAUAGAGAUAGAGCUGAAGUGAUCACCACAGCCAUAAAAUUGAUUCAGAAGGAUUUAUACAAUGUUUACAAACCUGGAGUAAGGAUUUUAUCUGAAAGUUAAAAGUUAGAUAUUAGAGAAAGUAUUUAAUUCAGGUAUUUUCAAGUUUUAAAACUUCACUUGUUUACCUAUUAAAAAUAGAGUUUUUUCUGUUUAGGAAGGUCCAUUAAAAUGAUAUACCCUAAUUUGCAGUGCUUUCCCCAUGAAGUUUUAGGUGUGAAAGAAUUGUAAUUUACCAGAUAUGUUUGGGAUGGAAUAUUUUGUUGGGGUAGGUUGUUUUUUUUUUUUUUUUUCUUUUUAACUUUUAAUAGGCUUCCAACAAGAAUAUAGUUGUUUCAGAACAAUUUUUUUAACAUUAUAUUUUCCCUUUUUCUCCACUGUGUUUGAGGGUAAAAUGAAAAAUUGUGCACUCUGUGAUUUUUAACUUCUCUAAUAUACUCUCUUGAGACUUAAUUUAAAUUACCGUCAUAUAGCCCUUUUAAUAUAAAACCAGCAUUUGUUCCCUCACCAAACCCCAUGCCAAAUUCACCAUAAAGAAAGCUCAGCGUCAGUAAUUCAAAUAGUGCUUAUAAUUUUAGAGGUGGGGCACGGGAGCAUUUAGUAAAUAUUCCAACCGGUCGUUUUAUGCACAAGGCUUCAGUCAGAACAUAGAAAAAAAACAUUCUGUGAAUGAAAUAUUGUAUGUUCAGAUUUUAUAAAAGACAUUUUUAAAAGCCCAAUUUACAGCCGUAUAUUUUCUUAUGAUGUAAUUUAUGAAAAAGAUGUCUGUACUAACAGGUGCUGUAACACUACUGUUGUUGGAUUUUAUUGUUUGGUGAUAAAUGUAUACAAUAUUUCUAAGGGAAACUAUGUACUGUGAUGUAAAAGUUUGGGCAAAAUGUAUAUAAUCCUUGUAUAUAAUUGUGUAUUUGAUUAUAAUUACUGAUUGUAAAGAUUUAAUAAAAUAUGUAAAUAUCCUG